CGGAUGGAGGCAGAGAGCGGUCGUGGUUAGCCCGGUGUUGUUGUGCUGCACCGCGGUGGACCUCAGUGUGCAGCCAUCCGUGGAUACUCGGUGUUGUUCGCGCACAGAGAAAAACAUGUCGUGGAAACGAGUCACGGCUGGGGAGUCCCCGAUGAGCCGACACGCAACAGACUUCCAGGGGCCGCUGCAGGAGCAGGAGCCGGCUCCCUCCCCGCCGCUGCCCGCCGAUCAUGUGCUCAGCUCCGGAGCGGUGUUAUUCCCGGGUGCUUUUGAUCAACAUGGCUGCCCUUUGGUCCUGUUCCCAGUGGAUGGGCAGGAGAAACUGUCCUCAGAGCUCAGCAAAGCUGAAGUGAUGGACUUCAUAAAUUACUUUCAGUAUCAGCACAGUAAGAAGCAGGAAAAGCAGAGUCUGGUGUCGGUCGUCGCUGACCUGCGGGACGCGUCGCUCUCUACCAUCAGUUUCAUCGCUGAGACUCUGCUUCUGCUUCAGCUGCAGAAGCGGACGGUCCACACUGCGUACAUCCUUCAGCCCAGAAAAAAGGAUGUUGACAAGCAGCUGCUGAAACUGUUGGCUCCAUCAAAGGAUUGUGUCUCUUUCAAGAGAGUCCUCCUGAAGGAAAUCCCAGAGCUGCAGAACUACAUUGACCGCAGCCAGCUACCGUGGUCGCUGGGUGGAUAUCUGCUGUACCGUCAUCAGAGCUGGGUUGCCUUCAUUAAGGAGAUUGAUGUGUUUGCCCAGGAGUUUGUGUCUGUGGUCCAGCGGCUGCCUGCGUGCAUCUCCACACUGCAGGCUCUGUCCAGGCUGCCACUGCCCUCCACCUUCAGUGAGCUCCAGCAGUUCUGCUCCACCACUGAUGCCAAGUAUCAGCAGCUCAGGAGGGAGCUGGGGCUGGAGGAGCUACUGAGGAACUGUGAGAGCUUGGUGGAGAAGCUGCGUUGCCCUGACAGUGAGCCGUGCUUCCAGGACAUGGCUGGCACUGCCCUCUUCACCCAAACUGCCUUUGAGAUGCUCCAGAACCACAGCAGGAUAACUGCUGCUGUGGCCAAAGUGGAGCUGCUGUGGCAGCAGCUCUUUUCUAAGGCUCGUUUACAGCUGCAUGUGUGUCAGUUGCGUGAUAAUGCACUGCAGAUCACUGAGGAGAUUGAAGCACUUCAAGAGAAGAUCCAGCCUUACAAAGUAGAGAUAGUCAAGGACGCUACAAAAGCUGCGAUGCUGGUGUCUGAGUUCGAAGCCUCCGUUCACGCUCCUGCUAUGGCCCUUGUUCGCUGGGCUGAAGAUGUGAUCCAGACUUCAGCAGAGAUCCUGCCCUUGGACAGUCGGCGCACAGAGUGCUGGGCUGCGGAUCUGGAGAGGCUGAAGGACAAACUCGACUCUGCCGUGAACUUCAUUCUGCAAACCCUUCGAGCAGUUUCCAGCUACCAUCGCUCCUACAGCAAGGCCAGCUGCUGGUACAGUUUGGUCCUCUGUCAGAACUUCCUCCAGGAGCUCCUAUCAGGUGUUCAUGGAGAUGCUCCCUCAAUCCGGCUGCAGCAGAAGAGCUGGGAGACGAUCCCCGUGUGGAGAUACAGGCUGUCCACAUUUCUGAAGAAGAAUCCCCCCCCUGAGAGGGAGGAGCUGCUCUAUCUGGCUCAUCUGGCCAAUGCUAUCCCAGAUGAUGAGAUCCAGCAGGCAGGGAGGCGGAUGUCUCAGAGGUGCCUGAUCCUGAGAGAACUGCUACUUUCUUCAGGCCCGGUGGCUGUCAGACUCCUCCAGCUGGCCCUUCAGUGGCAGUACGAGUUAUUGAGGAGCAACCAAGCGACUCAGCCAGCUGCAGCUUAUGCAUCGAUGUCUGUCCAACACAGCCCUUCAGACUCAAACUUCACUAAAUGUGAAGGUGGUAAAGAAGCUGCCCAUUUCUUUGGAACAUCUUCCUUGACCACAGUUUCAGGGGUGGUGGCAGCUGAAUGCAGGCCCCCCUCCUUCAGCUCAUUUGACUCUGGUUUUGAUGGAGCUGCAAACAGUCCGCUGGAGGCCUUGGGAGGGAGGGAAAGAUUAGCUGGAACCACAGACUUUGAGAAACCUGUCUUGAGCCCACCUCAGAUCCAUGAGAUUAUCCCCGGAGUUUCAGACUGUGGGGAUCAGAGAGAGGAGCCUGACUCGGGCUCUUUGGGACACUCUUCUAAAGCGGAUUCGCUCCAUGUUGAGAUCAAAGUAAAGCGCUCGGCUGCCCUCUCCAGUAACCCCUGGCUUAGCUUGCCAGUAGAUUUGGAAAACUCGUACACUGUCAGCAAUGCGCAGAAUUCUUGUACUGCUUCUUCAGAUGCACAUCUCACUGCUAACCAGACCAGCAGGUCUCGAGCUCAGCCUGCACAGAGCUACCCAGAACCCGAAGGACCGCAGAGCGGGGAGUGGACGCUGCAUUCACAGAGCGGUGUGGAACAUCCCGAAUUAAGUCCCAUCUGCAACAUUCUCUCCAGCACUGUCAUUGAAGGAGGAGACAAAUCCAUCUCUUCCACAGAGGAGAUUCCCACUCUCCUCUGGGAUUCUUAUGACCUCCAUGACCAAAAUCCAGAGGAUGGCAGGGAGGCUGAGCUCUCUGUGAAGGACUGGGAUCUGAGGGAACAGGAGGGUCUGAGGGAGGUGGAGAAGAUCCUGGACAAGGCCAAUGAAAUACUGGAGGAGGAAGAAAAUGUUCUGGCUCAGGAAGCUGUACUGGAUGCACUGCUGAGGACGGAGGAUGGGCAGGAUGUCUGGCGACUGUGUGAUAGUGAGGACCAGUUUGGUGCGGCGUUGUCAUGUGAGCUGACUGAAGCUGGUGUUCUUGGUUUUGAGGACUUCCUUGACUCUGCAGAAUCUGACGGUCUUGGUGAGCUCACAUCAGCUGAAUCUGCACGUGAAACUAAAUCCACCAGGGAUGAGCUCUACAGCAAAGCUGCAAUAGUAUCUGAAGUAUCUAACAGCAGGCCAGACCUGCUGACAGAGCUGAGAAAAGUUCACAUACUGGACAAGCUAAUCAUGGAAGAGAACCUGAAGAUCCACGAGCUUCGAUGCAACAAAGAAAGCCCCAACACAGAGUUCCCAGAGAGCAAACCUGUGGAUGCAAACGUGCCAUUGAGUGUGAGCAAAGAGAGGGAGGCUUUAUGGUUGCAGCUGGCAAGGGAGAAACGGGAGGUAGAGAAACUGGGGAAGAGUUUAGAAGAAGGGUGUAAAGGGAAAAGGGGCAAGGACCAUGCUGAAGAGGAUGUAGAAUGUUCUGUGACUGGAAAACCAAGAACAGAGACUGAGGAUCGAGCACUCUGUGACUUCUUUCCAAAUGGUUCUGGAACAUCAGAAAGCAGGCUUUCCACGGAUGAGUCUUUGAAUACACGCACGACUAAAACUAUUCAAGCGGUUUCAGAUCUUAAGGAACCCUCUGAAGAGGCCGGGAUCCAAUCACAUCAAUAUAUCUAUGGGAAAGAAUUGGACAGAUCUGGAGAAAACGCUUUUUUAUGCAGUCCAGAAGCCUCUUUACCCCCUGAAAUAAGGCUGGAUGAUGGCGCCUGUGACCCAGGUAGAAAAUCACUCCUUCCUCCUGUAUCCGAGCCAAGAAUGUCUUCACUUCCUGGGAAUGAAGGCCCGGCUGAACUCGAAACUCCUCAUUCUGCAGAGGUGCUGAAAUCAGCUCUGUCCUUAAUAGAGCAAGAUGGACAUUUUGUGCAGCUUGAUCUAAAAGAUAAAGUACUCGAAGAGCUGCCAGAGAGUGCAUCUCCAGACUCCAGCCACAGCUUGGUUCCCAAUCCAAAUGUAAUGGAACACGGUGGCAAUAACCACGCACUCCCAGAGAACAGUCGGGCAUCAUUACAGCUCUUGUCUAAAAUACUCACUAAAACAGAAGAGGGACCCGCGUGUUCACUGCAACUAGAUUUACAGCCAGCAGAGGAAAUCCACAAUCCAGCAAAUGAGCGACUACUUCAACAGUCUGCAUCCCAACUGACUCCUGAUCAGCCUGUGGAGUUUGACCCGGGUGGAAGAGAUGAACCAAAGGAAGAGCUGCCUGAUGGGGUUCAGAGGACAUCAUACUCUGGGUCACCUGGAAGCCAGACCCAGUUUCACAGCCACCUGAAAGAGGUUGCUGAUUUCAAGAGCCCCAUUGUACUGGAUACAGGCUCUGGUUUGAUGAAAGCAGGAUUUGCAGACCAGCACCUACCAAACGUUAUUUUCCCCACAAUAAUCGGGGUGCCAAAGUAUGAGGAAAUAUUGAAUGGCAGCCUUGAAAGAGAAGCCUACAUUGGCCAUGAUGCACAACACAUGAGAGGGGUUCUGACUCUGAAGCACCCCAUGAAGAACGGGAUCAUUCACAACUGGGAUGAAAUGGAAAAGAUCUGGCAUCACACAUUCCAGCAGCUGCGUGUGGAACCAGAGGAUCACCCGGUUCUUCUGACUGAAGCAGCCAUGAACCCUCUGAAGAACCGGGAGCACAUGGUUGAGAUCAUGUUUGAGUGUUUCAACGUGCCUUUUACUUAUGUAGCCAUGCAGGCAGUGCUGGCACUCUAUGCAGCAGGAAGAACCACUGGUGUGGUGUUUGACUCUGGAAAUGGAGUGAGCCACAGUGUGCCUGUGUUUGAGGGAUACUCUCUACCUCAUGCUGUGCAGCGCUUUCCUCUGGCUGGAUUAGAUGUUACAAUGCAUCUUAAAAAGCUUCUGCAGGAGCAGGGAGUGUGCAUGCGUACCACGGCAGAGGAGGAGAUAGUGAGGGAGAUGAAGGAGAAGUGCUGCUGUGUGGCUCUCAACUAUGAAGAUGAGCUCAGUCAGGGGGGGUCAUCCUGCAGAGAGAUGCAUUACACCAUGCCAGAUGGGCAGAUUGUUACCCUCAGCACAGAGAGGUUCAGGGCACCGGAGAUUCUGUUCAAACCUGAGCUGAUUGGACGGGACCAUUAUGGGAUGCACGAGAGCAUCUUCAAGUCAGUCCUGAGUGCAGACAUUGACCUGAGGCGCUGCCUCCUGGGAAACAUUGUGCUGUCAGGUGGGAAUACUCUGCUGCCCGGCCUUCCUGAGCGACUGCAGGCUGAAAUCAAAGGCCUGCUGCCCACAGACAUGGAGGGGGGAGUUCGCGUCACCAGCCCCAAAGACAGAGACUUCUCAGUGUGGAGCGGGGGAGCAGUGCUGGCCAGUUUGCCCACCUUCACCACUGCAUGGAUCAGUCAGGAAGAGUACGAGGAGUACGGACCGCAGAUUGUCUUCAGGAAGUGUUUCUGAGACCGACUGUUAGAGCGCUGCUAUGGUGCCACGGACUGCCGAGCCAGCAGGACUGUUUGAGUCGUGUUUCCUGAUCUUCACACCAAACGCUCCUAUACAGACCCAACCAUGGGGUGAAAAGGAAGUUCAAAUCAUUCCAUCCUUAUUCCGGUUGUUGCUGUUGUCACUGAACCCUCUGAGUGUGUGUUGGGCUGAGGCUGUUUUUGUGUCCCAGCAGCUUCAGCCUGACUAUAUCAAUGUUUUGUGGUUUAGGGGCCAGAACUGAAGCUGGCCUUUAAUGUCUGUCUGUUUCCAGAAUAAGCAGCUGAGGAGCAUGAAGAAAUCUCAGUGUGCCAAUUUUAAAUUAUUGAUUUAUCUAAUAUUAUCAAAUAUUUAUUUAAAAAUUUUUUUAAAUCAAAUUUUAUUACUUUGUGCUAAAUAUGGUGAAACCUGCUCAGUCCAGCUGUGACAUUAACCUGUUUUAAUGCUAUCAGCGUUGAUGAGUGUUAAAGCCUCUGCAGACAUUUUUUUUUCCUCAAUAAGGGAUUUCAUAAGCAGUUUCAAACAUUUUAAUAGGACUCAGACUGUUGCAACAGUCCUAUAUCCUCUACAUAAUCUUUUUUUCCUGUUAGACUCCCUGGAAAAAAGCUUUUAACGUUCAAACAGCUGCAGCAUUCAUGAGUGUUUCAUUCAGAGUGGGGAGGGGAACAGUGGGAUGUGGCAUCGCUGUGAAGUUUAUAUCUGAGUGUAGUGCCUUUCCAGUGUUUUGUGAGACCGUUGCUUUGUACAUGCCUACUUGUGUAACAGUGAUUCUCCUGAAUGUGUAACAGUGAUGCCAAACUGCUUCAUUCCCAUGAAUUCUGAAACAGUCCAUGCUAUUAGACUUGGUUGACACAGAUUUAUUCACUGCAUGAAAUUUAGUUGUAUGUAUUUGAAUUUCUCGUGUGUGUGUGUGUGUGUGUGUUUGCGUGCCUUUGCAUGUGUUUCUUUGAAUUUUUGCCAAGUGCCUGUCUAAAAGCAUGGGGGUUUGUCCUGUGGCUAAAGCUGUGUGACUGUAGGAACUGCGGCGUCUGACAAGUCUGAAGAGAGCAGGCUCUUGGAUUGAGUCCAGCAGUUUCUCACCUAAACUCUGCCAUUUGUCAUGUAAUUUUUCUAAAUAAAUAUGAUAA
Molecule: messenger RNA, 6363 nt
Organism: Archocentrus centrarchus (flier cichlid)
Lineage: Eukaryota; Metazoa; Chordata; Actinopteri; Cichliformes; Cichlidae
Exons: 24
Coding region: 116-5215 (1699 amino acids)
Source: RefSeq, a predicted model, not a curated record